AUCUAAAUAUCACGCAAGGGAGAAAUGAGAGGCCAGUAUUAAACGAGACUAUAAUCCUUUAGCAAUCAUGGUGGUGCUCUCCUCUCUCCAAACGAAUCUACACUCUACUACUGCUGCUACUGCUGCCUGCCCAAACCAUACCUGCAAGGCCGUCUCGCCGUCUCUCCUUUACUUGCGCCAUCUUUACGGAAUCCCCACUAGGGCUAGAGCUCCGAACUGCAAUGGGGUCUUACUCGUCAAAGCUUACAUGGAAGAAAGCAACACUCUCUCUGGUUUUGCCAAUAAGGUCAUUGGUUCACUCCCCGUGAUAGGCCUUGUGGCCAGAAUUCUCAGUGACGAAGGAGGCGUUGGCGGUGAUAUAAUUGAUUUUGCUGAAUUUAGGAGGAGGGUCGGAAACAAGUGUUCCGUUAAUGAUUCAAGAGCCUUGUAUGAAUUUCAAGAACGACGAGGCCGAUCAGGGGACCCUUUGUAUGUGCUGCUAUGCUGCUGGUUGGCUGCAGUAGGCGCUGGUCUGCUUAAGUCGGAGGAAAUAUUGGAAGGGGUAGCUAGGCUGCGGAUAUCCAAUGACAUUGAAUUUGAAGAGGAAACAUUCAUAGCGAUGAUGAAUGAAGCAAGGGAGAAACGGGCAAAAUUAAGAGCUGCGGCCCCUACAAUCCCAAUGGAAAUUCGAGCUGAGAAAGCUCUUGAAGCUAUUUACGUCUGUUGUUUUGGAGGGGAUCCAAUAGAAGACGACGACGAAAGACUACUGUUUAUCAUGCUCAAUGCUGUCUUUCCCAGCGUAGGGCAGCCAGGGAUUGAGAAGAUUGUGAAAGACAAGAUAAAGAGAGUGGCAGAAGGAAGUGAAGAAAUCAAGUUUCCAACGCCUAAACCCUUGUCAAAAGAAGCUGUGCAGAUGCAGAUGAAGGACUUGCAAUUCCUCAAACAGAUAAACGAGACACAAUAGUCAUCUUACCUUGGUAAGAUAAUGUUGUACAAAAGUCAUGCUGCCAAUGGAUUUGAAAAUGACAAACCAUGUACUCGGAUCAAUAAGAUUUUGAAGCGCAAGAGAUUUUCUUAUGUUUUGUACCACAGAUAACAUCACGCUAUUGAUGCCCGUCCUUCUGCAAUGUAAAGGCGGGAGUCAAUUGGUGUU
Molecule: messenger RNA, 1132 nt
Organism: Coffea eugenioides
Lineage: Eukaryota; Viridiplantae; Streptophyta; Magnoliopsida; Gentianales; Rubiaceae
Product: photosystem I assembly factor PSA3, chloroplastic
Exons: 3
Coding region: 68-943 (291 amino acids)
Biological process (GO): photosystem I assembly
Source: RefSeq, a predicted model, not a curated record